Molecule: messenger RNA, 2699 nt
Organism: Camellia sinensis
Lineage: Eukaryota; Viridiplantae; Streptophyta; Magnoliopsida; Ericales; Theaceae
Product: pentatricopeptide repeat-containing protein At4g21065
Biological process (GO): RNA modification
Molecular function (GO): protein binding; zinc ion binding; RNA binding
Source: RefSeq, a predicted model, not a curated record
UUGACUAGAAAAUAUAGAGAUAUGAAAUACAACUACAAUUGGCUAAAGUUUCAAAAUGGGGACAAAGUACAGAUUCACAAGCCUCAGCAAAUUGACAUCAUAAAUUCACUACAACAGUCAACAAACGAUUGAAGGCUUGAAGCAGUUAUCCAACAGCCAGGACGAUCAAACCCAAAGACUUGUUCCCAUGGUAAUUAGUCUGACUUGGAAAACUACAAAAACAAAGGAGGAAGAGAUUGUAGUUUCUAUCAUUUUCUUUUGCACCAAACCAAACAGAGAGAAACAGAGAAAUUUCUCAUAAAGUCUCUCUCUCUCUCUCUCUCUGAGACCCAACACAAAGAAACAUCAAAGUAAAUGCAGUUUUCGUCCUCGAAAUCCAAGUUCCUCCGUACUAUAAACACCUCUCUCCAUCACCCCCACUCCACCGCCGUGAACAAAAGAGCAGCAGAGCAAACCUGCUUAGCUCUCCUCCAAUCCUGCGAUUCUAUUCCCAAACUCACCCAACUUCACACUCACAUCCUCAAACUGGGUCUCCACAACAACCCACUAGUCCUCACCAAAUUCACGUCCACAUCCUCCGAUCUCAACUCCAUUCACUACGCCUCGAGCCUUUUAUUCGCCUCCGAUGAUGCCAAUACUUCUCUCUACGAUGCGUUCCUUUUCAACACUGUCAUUAGAGCCUAUGCUCAAACUAGUAGUCAAUCCAAGCACAGUGCUUUUUGUUAUUACAAAUUCAUGUUGCAAUCUGGAGUUUUGCCCAAUAAAUUCACUUACCCAUUUGUCCUCAAGGCCUGUGCGGGUCUUGGAAGCUUGAAUUUAGGCAAACAGGUUCAUGGCUCAGUGUUGAAAAUCGGUUUUGAUACUGAUCUUCAUGUUCAAAACACUAUGGUUCAUAUGUAUUGUUGUUGUGGAGGAGGGCUUGAGUUUGCUCGGACAUUGUUCGAUGAAAUGCCCAAACCAGAUUCUGUGUCUUGGAGUGCCAUGAUUGGUGGGUAUGCUCGGUUGGGCAUGUCGAUCAAUGCGGUUGGAUUGUUUAGGGAAAUGCAGAUUUCUGGGGUUCGCCCUGAUGAGAUUACUAUGGUUUCGGUUCUGUCUGCUUGCACUGACUUAGGUGCAUUGGAGCUUGGGAAAUGGCUCGAGUCUUACAUUGACAAAGCAAAAGUUCAUAAAAGUUUGGAGCUUUGUAAUGCGCUCAUAAACAUGUUUGCAAAGUGCGGCGAUGUAGAUAAAGCAUUGAAUUUGUUCAGGGACACGAGUGAGAGGACCAUUGUUUCUUGGACUUCUGUGAUUGUUGGUAUGGCAAUGCACGGUCGUGGUUCGGAAGCUGUCACUUUGUUUGAGGAGAUGAGAGAGACCGGGACAGCCCCAGACGAUGUCGCCUUUAUUGGGUUGCUCUCUGCUUGUAGUCAUUCCGGGUUAGUCGAAGAAGGUUGGUACUAUUUUAAUUCAAUGACAAAAGAUUUUGGAAUUAUACCUAAGAUAGAGCACUAUGGCUGUAUGGUGGAUCUAUUAAGCAGGGCUGGACUCAUCAAAGAGGCUCUAGAAUUUGUUCAGAAAAUGCCCAUUGAACCGAACCCAAUCAUUUGGCGAGCCCUGAUUAUUGCUUGUCGUGUCCAUGGAGAGCUCAAACUUGGUGAAAGCAUCACCAAACAGCUGAUCAGAAAUGAGCCUAUGCAUGAAUCGAAUUAUGUAUUACUUUCAAAUAUUUAUGCAAAAAUGUUUCACUGGGAAAAGAAAACUGUGAUUAGAGAGGUGAUGGAGAAGAAGGGAAUGAGAAAGAUCCCCGGGAGCACUAUGAUUGAGCUAGAUAACGAAAUCUAUGAAUUUGUGGCGGGAGAUAAGACGCAUAAUCAGUACAAAGAGAUUUAUCAGAUGGUGGAUGAGAUGGGGAGGGAGAUGAAAAGGGCUGGAUAUCUUCCUACUACAUCAGAGGUGUUACUGGAUAUUGAUGAGGAAGAUAAAGAAGAUGCUUUGAAUAGGCACAGUGAAAAACUGGCUAUUGCAUUCGCACUUUUGAAGACGCCACCUGGAACUCCUAUUCGGAUUGUGAAGAAUUUGCGAGUUUGUGCAGAUUGUCAUUCUGCUACUAAGUUCAUUUCGAAGAUCUAUAAUCGUGAAAUAGUUGUCAGGGACAGAAAUCGGUUUCACCAUUUCAGUAAUGGGAUAUGCUCAUGCAAAGAUUUCUGGUGAUUACUUGAAAAUAGAUUCAUGAUCACUGAUUGGGAACUAGAGUUGGCUGCUGAUGGAGUUUCAUUCAUCAAAGAUUAUUUGAUCUUCACUGGGACAAGUUAUUGAACCUACUCGAUGGGAGCGAAAAACUAUAAAAUCCAAGAAACAUAUGGAACGUGCAAUUUGAGGCAACAAAGGUUUGUGCUCAUAUUGGUCAAUGGUUGAGAAUGAGAUUUGAGCUCUAUGAGAUCUAACCUUUAUUAUUUGACAAUUGCUGUUGUGGUUUUGGUACAACUUGCUCGUUUUUUAGAGGUUUGAUCUGAGCAGGGAUAGGAAUGCAAUAAUAGUCAGGUACUGGAAAUACUCUCAAACACAUGUUUUGUUUUUGUUUUUUUGUUUUUUUUAAGCCAGGGCUAGAUUUUUAUUUAUUUAUUUUUUCUGAAAAAUAAUUUGUAAAUUUAUAACUCUAUAACGAGAUUGAUUUGUGAUUUUUGAGGAGGGAAUUUUUAUAAAUUGGAGGUUAUUAGGCA